UUGGCAGCAGCUGGAGGUGGCAACUCUCCCGGGCCAUGAGACUAGCACUGCGCUGGUGCCGGCUGUGUCGUCCGCCGACCAGAGGGGGCCGAGGCGGGGGAGGCAAAGGGUGGAUAAGCGGCAGGUGUUUGGAGCUGUGGAGCUACAGCAAACUGCUGCUCAAAUCACUGUACUUCAAUAGCCUCAAUAACUCGGACACCGUGCUGGACUGCGUGUUCGAGCCCGUCUACUGGAUCGUGGAUAAUGUCACUCGCUGGUUUGGAGUGGUGAGUGGGUGGAUUUUCCUUCCUCGCUUCUUUUCUCUCUUAACCCUCCACUCACCGUCUCUCCUCUCUCAGGUGUUCGUCUGUCUGGUCGUCCUGCUGACCACUUCAGUCGUGGUCAUCGUCUACCUGUUCGUGCUACCCACCAUCAUCAGCACUUACCCCGUGUAUUGGAUCGUGUGGCACAUCUGCUGCGGCCACUGGCUUCUGGUCAUGGUGGUCUUCCAUUACUACAAGGCCACCACCACCUCUCCAGGGCAUCCACCCAAGGACAAAGUUCAAAUACCUUCGGUGUCCAUCUGUAAGAAAUGUAUCACUCCAAAGCCGCCCAGGACGCACCACUGCAGCAUCUGCAACACGUGCGUUUUGAAGAUGGACCACCACUGUCCUUGGCUGAACAACUGCGUGGGCCACUUCAACCAUCGCUACUUCUUCUCCUUCUGCCUCUACAUGACGCUGGGCUGCGUCUACUGCAGCAUCAGCAGCAGGGCCUUGUUUGUGGAGGCCUACAGUGCUGUCGAGAGUUACUAUCAGACCCCUCCUCCACCCUACACCUCCACAGAGACAACCGCCCACAAGUGUAUCAUCUUUCUCUGGGUGCUGACCAGCUCGGUGGCUGUAGCUCUGGGAGGUUUGACCCUGUGGCACACCAUUCUGAUCAGCAGAGGAGAGACCAGCGUGGAGCGCCACAUCAACCACAAAGAGACCAGAAGGUUAAAGGAGAAGGGAAAGGCGUUCAGAAAUCCGUUUCACCACGGUCAUAUCAACAACUGGAAGUUACUGUUUGGUGUGGAGAAAAGGAGUCAAUGGUUCACGCGGGUCCUCCUGCCCUCCAGCCACCUUCCCAACGGGGACGGCAUCAUAUGGGACUGCACCUACAUCAGAAGAGACCCCAUGGCCAUCUGACCCUCACCCUACUAACUCUCAACCAUAUCAAGAACCUUUUAACCUGCAUUGUCACUACAAGCAACGUGGCUGAUGUGUUGCACUGUUGUGACCAGCGAGGGACUACAAGGGUCUAUCGUGGUCCGCCACU
Molecule: messenger RNA, 1299 nt
Organism: Scomber japonicus (chub mackerel)
Lineage: Eukaryota; Metazoa; Chordata; Actinopteri; Scombriformes; Scombridae
Gene: zdhhc16b
Product: zinc finger DHHC-type palmitoyltransferase 16b
Exons: 8
Coding region: 36-1169 (377 amino acids)
Biological process (GO): protein palmitoylation
Cellular component (GO): Golgi apparatus
Molecular function (GO): palmitoyltransferase activity
Source: RefSeq, a predicted model, not a curated record